AAAACAUAACAGAAAAAUAAACUCAAAUGUGGCUGAAACCUUUAGCGGUUUCAAUGAAUUGUCUUAAGCUGCGCAGUCUGAGCCUAUUUACUUAAAAGGGAGACCCACUAUGUUCCAGGGAACUGACUUCCAAGUACAGUUGAAAUGGACAGCUUUUGAUCACUGCAUAUUUUAUCCUUCGGUAUCUCCAAAGAGCAUCUGGAUAUGCGACUGUAAUUGCUUGAUCUAUGAAUUAGUUAAAAUGUAAAUGAUUAGUUAAAUAAUUAUUCAUUAUCAAAACUGGUUUGGGAGUAUUAUGCAUUGGAAGGACUACAAAAAGUACUUAGGCCAAACCUCGACACGCUUCACUCACCAGUUCCCGAAAGGUCAGUCCUGCCCAAUUAAGAAGAAUGCUGUGUAAUUUAAGUAAGAAAGCUCAGACACACUGUUACAGCCCGGUUUGGCGGUAGUGGUGGAACCGGAUAGCAAACUUUCAACAACAGCCUUGCUGUGCGUGCCAAAACUGAUCAGGACAGAGACUGUACAGCAGGGGAUUUUUUAUUUGCCAAAAAAAAGGGGGGGGGGUGCAAGAAUACCAGGAUAAACAACCAAACCAAAAAAGACAAGAAAAGCAAGUUCAACGUUUUACAGUGGUUCCUUGGUUCUCAAAUGCCUUGGUUUUCAAACGCUUUGGUUCUCAAACUCUGAAAACCCAGAAGCAAGUGUUCCAGUUUUUGAACAUUUUUUGGAAGCCGAACAUCCUAUGUGGCUGUUGGCUAUCGUUUCCAAGGCAUCUGUACCAAUUAGAAGCUGUUCCUUGGUUUUUGAACAUUUUGGAAGUCAAAUGGACUUCCGGAACAGAUUAAGUUUGGCGCUCUUGUUUUUGAUGUUUAAUUUGUGUUUGUUUUUAGGCAUUUUUGAUUAAUUUGUUUUUGUGACUGUCUGGAACCCAGUUCAGCUACUGAUGGAUUGAUUGUGUGAUAGUGGAAAUGGAUAAAAGCCACCCAUCCAAGCAAUGACUAUCAUCAGUGCAGGCUGCUCCAUCAUCUGCCUCUCUGCAUUUGUCAAAAAGGAUGCAAUCUUCUAUUUCAGACUGUCAAUUUCUUCGUCUUCUCCAGCUCUCCUAGUCACCAGAGGGCGCUCCCUGUGCUGCAAAUCUCUACGAAAAAAGAAAAACAACCCAAAGAACUUAUAUUAUUUUCUUCCGAUGUUGUUCCCCGGUGAUGUCUGGACGGGCGGUUCGAGCUGAGACACGCAGCCGGGCAAAAGAUGACAUCAAGAAAGUGAUGGCAGCCAUCGAGCAUGUCCGCAGAUGGGAAAAGCGGUGGGUGACGGUUGGGGACACAUCUCUUCGGAUCUACAAGUGGGUACCUAUUGUGGACCCCCGAGAUGAGGAGAAAAGGCGGCUGGCAGGCAACAGCGAGCAGCAGCGGACCAAAGAGCGAAGAGCCCGCAUGCCCAGCCCUCGCAGGAACCCAGCCCUACUCAUGCUGGACCUCAAUGAUGAGAACAGCAAUCAGAGUUCCAUUUCGGAGACCUCCUUGCUGAAAGGCGGGGACACCAGCCCCAGCUCCACCCUGGACCGCAGCCAGACUGUAACUCCCACCCCACUAGGGGAGCUCAAGGCAGAGGACUCUCAGCCUCCUUUGCUGGGGCAGGAAGGAGAGUCCGGAGUGUUGCUUCUGGAGGGGACAGAUGAACCUCCCAUGCUUACCAAAGAAGAGCCGGAUUCCAAGACAUCAGAGACCCAGGACACAGCAGACCCUGCGAAGCCCGCGAAGGAGGCCUUCGAAGUACCAACGCCUGAGGCAGAACAGCCGCCUGAGGCUCCGCCAUUGAAGCGGAUGCGCAGUGAGGCACAAGAGUCGGAGUCCAGCCAGCCCUCAGAUGCUUAACCUCAGGCCUGCUUUUGCUCUCCCCAUCUCUUUUGACAGGGGAGGGAGAGGGGACUUGCUGGGAGAUAUAUAUUAACAUAUUAUGCUAAAAUAUGGUGGCCAGCCCACCUUUAUGCCACCUUGCCCACCUGGGCACUGUCACCAUUUCACUACGCUUGCUGCCCCCUGGUGCAGCCGCUGGGCAAACAGAAGACUGUUGUUGGUGAAUAAACAUGGCGGCCAUCCUUGGAUACCCUCAGAAGCCAUGUUUGUUUACAUUCAACAGCCCCUUUCCCCCCCACAGUGUGCAUGCAUGAUUCGCAGUAUUAAAAGGAAAUGUGCUGGUGGGGAGCAAAGCUCAAGCAAAGGCAGGUGGGGAGAUUAUGGUGACAAGAGGGGAACUGGGAAGGUUUCCUGAAAGGCCCGGUGGACCUAAUACAUCAUAUAGAGAUCUCUGGCACUGUGAGAGAGGAAGGGAGGCAUAAGCACACAAGCCCAAAGAAAAAGGAACAAAGGCUUGAUUUAGGAAAAAUAAAUAAAUCAGGAAAGCCACAAACUCCCAGGUUGUUGUUUUUUUCUACCCCAGGUUAGAGAGCUUGAGGGCAUCUGGGGGUUUAAAAGCCAAGCUGCAUGGACCACCAAACCCACCCAAAAUCCAAAUUUUACAACUGGGAAGAAACAUCUGGCAAAUACAGCCAAAUAAGGAUCUUUGCUUACUUCUGUAUAAUUGUAUUGUUUUUGUUUUUCGAAGGAGAGGAUUGUGGAGGUGUUUCUGAGCUCUUCAGAAUUGCAGAUUGCAUCAUCUCUCACACAGUUUUCUAGGCACACAGGAUACUGUGGAGCCCAGAUUAAGGGAAGGAU
Messenger RNA from Podarcis raffonei (Aeolian wall lizard), 2714 nucleotides. It is a transcript of the gene BCL7C, whose product is annotated as BAF chromatin remodeling complex subunit BCL7C. NCBI's taxonomy places the organism in Eukaryota, Metazoa, Chordata, Lepidosauria, Squamata, Lacertidae. Bases 1203 to 1874 code for a protein of 223 amino acids. The record is from RefSeq and is a predicted model, not a curated record. The transcript has 8 exons.